UAGAUGCUCUGCAAAACGUCGGGAACAACCGACUAGACGGAAUGUGUGUCCAAGUCAACUUGUGACUGGCAAAAUCGUAGUAUUCCAUUUACUACCUCCCUAACCUCCUACUAAACCCCGAGAACCCUCGGGCUCCCUAGCCUUCAAAGCUUCGCCUUUGUUCGCAAGCGAAGGUCAUGUCCAACCAUCUCCCACGUCUCCUCUUCGGCAUCUUCCGCCCCGAGCUCAAACCGUAUCGCGCCGCCGUGCAUAUCCAGGAAGAACUCGGCCUUGUAGGGCCCCCGCCCCACCGUAAUGACAUGUCCCUUGACGGGUUUCUCGGGUUCUUUGUCCAUCUCCAGGGCCACCAUCCCUGCUAUGAGAGCUUGCGAUAUCUCCUCCUCGUAGGGCUUCCACUCUGGGUGGCUGUUUCCAUACCCGUGCACAAUUGCGCGGAGGCGCUUCGUACUUUCGAGCUCGUCCACGGUCCUGCGUCGCUCGCCUUCCCUCUCCCGAGUGUGCCCACCCGAUUCAUCGUGCAGGACGAGGGCUCCCGUCUUGUUCAUGAUGCAGCAGUGGUAUGGCUGGAACCCAGGGUCGUCCGACUCCACGGUUGGGUCGACUAUGGGGGAUUCCGGACUGGUCGUUGCCGUGUGCUGUAUCAGGUAUUCCAGGGGAGGGAGGUAGACGUCGUUGUGUUCCCGGUUGGUGCCAAAGGACAGGAUUUUCCCUUUGCCCUUAGGCUUUCCAGUCCGUUGUACCCGUGUCUCGUCGGAGCUGGACAGCAGGAUGAAAUCUCCAGAACCCCUUGCAAUUGGAACUGUUGCAUCAUCCGGCUUGUCAAAUAUGUAAUGGUUUUCACGAUUGGCCUUGUGGCUAAGAAUUGCUUUUGCCGCGUCAUUCAGUGCGAUGACAGCGAACCCGUAGUGUUGAUUCGGUGGCUCGCCCCCGUGUGUGGCCUUUUUGUGUCCAGUCAUGCUGCGGGUGGGGCUGCGAAUGAUAUCUUGCGUGUGGUAGCAGUAAUCAGGUGAGCGAGUAGUAAAGGAAGUGUAGGGAGUUGGUAAGCAAAACUGAACCUGGAGUUGUGAAAUUUGACCAAUCUAUAUACUUGAGCACUGUCAUCGGGGAGCCCACGACGUACUUGAACUUGACUAGAUGGCCUCGACCAAAUGGAGCGAGCGUUUCACUAUUGUGGCUGCGAUUAAAAAAAAACAGAGUUGCCAUGAUAUCCAUCGCGUCAGUUUGAUGGGCGGCCGCAACUCGGCCACCUACCACCACAGAAUGAGGCCUGCUGAUUAUGACCUGCCUCACAACCAAGCGCCCGUUUCAGUCUUGAGAAUCCCCAAAACAUUGGUCUGACGAAUGCGUAUAGAUCGCCUAUGGAUCGCCUAUAGAUCACCUAUAAAUGGAAUAGUUGUAGGGUUUAUCCUCUGCGCAAUCGUACGCAGGCGAAAGGGGC
Molecule: messenger RNA, 1438 nt
Organism: Lasiosphaeria miniovina
Lineage: Eukaryota; Fungi; Ascomycota; Sordariomycetes; Sordariales; Lasiosphaeriaceae
Exons: 1
Coding region: 177-1010 (277 amino acids)
Source: RefSeq, a predicted model, not a curated record